AUGGGCGGCCAAGCCAACCUCUAUUCAUUCCCCGCCGUGGACGCGUUGGCCCCGGUCCUCCGCGCCUACAUCAUCCAGUCCCAGGCAAACGGCAUUGCCCGCCACGGCACUUUCAAGGUCGCCGUGUCCGGCGGCUCGCUGCCCAAGACGCUCGCCCAGGCCCUCCUGGCGCCGCCCACAUCGGAAACCGACGUGGUGCACUGGGGCAGCUGGGAGAUCUUCUUCGCCGACGAGCGCGCGGUGCCGCUCGACCACGCCGACUCCAACUACGGGCUGCUCAAGGCGGAGCUGCUCGACAAGCUGCCGGCGGACGCGCCCCAGCCCAAGGUGCACCCCAUCGACGUGAGCUUUCUCGACGACACCCAGGAGCUGGCGGACCGCUACGAGCAGGAGCUCGUCGCCAGCUUCGCCAGCCGCGACUCGGUGCGCCUGCCCAUCUUCGACCUGCUGCUGCUCGGCUGCGGGCCCGACGGCCACACCUGCUCGCUGUUCCCCGGACACGAGCUGCUGCGCGAGACCAGCGCCUGGGUCGCCCCCAUCGAGGACUCCCCCAAGCCGCCCCCGCGCCGUGUCACCCUCACCCUGCCCGUGGUGACCCACGCUGUUCGCGUCGCGUUCGUCGCUACGGGUGGCGGCAAGAAGGAGGUGAUGAAGGAGAUCUUUGAGGCGGGCAACGGCCUGCCGUGCGCCUUGGUCAACGAGGGAUGCGGCGACCGGUGCAGCUGGUUCGUGGAUGACGCCGCCGUCGAGGGGGUCACCUACCCCCGAAGGCCCUUCAGUUUGUAA
Molecule: messenger RNA, 786 nt
Organism: Chaetomium globosum CBS 148.51
Lineage: Eukaryota; Fungi; Ascomycota; Sordariomycetes; Sordariales; Chaetomiaceae
Exons: 1
Coding region: 1-786 (261 amino acids)
Biological process (GO): carbohydrate metabolic process; pentose-phosphate shunt
Molecular function (GO): 6-phosphogluconolactonase activity
Source: RefSeq, a predicted model, not a curated record